This is a messenger RNA of Nicotiana tabacum (common tobacco), 1799 nucleotides long. The record is from RefSeq and is a predicted model, not a curated record. Lineage: Eukaryota; Viridiplantae; Streptophyta; Magnoliopsida; Solanales; Solanaceae.
UCUGAGUCUGUCACCAUUAUUUUCGUCGCUUUUUCUGCAAAAAAUAUCCUCUCUCAGAAAAUCCAUUUCCCACGUUCACUGAGUUCCCUUAAUUUUAUCUGCAAAAAUUUGAACCCAAAUCAGAGUUUAAAAACAAAGUAGUUCUGGUUUUGAACAUUAGAGAUGGAACAGGAGAAAAUGGUAACAGAUGAUGUCAUCAAUGGCGGACUACAAACAGUGAAAGAAGAGCCAGUACUAUUUCUUGAUGAAGAAGAUGACAUUAUUAGCUCACUACUGCCAAAGCCAUUGGAGGGGUUACGUGAUAUGGGUCCACCACCAUUUUUGAAGAAAACAUUUGAAUUGGUGGAUGAUCCUAAUACUGACUCUAUAAUCUCUUGGAGUAAUACCAAAACCAGCUUUGUUGUUUGGGAUCCUCAUAAGUUCUCUAUCGAUCUUUUGCCUAAACAUUUUAAGCAUAAUAACUUCUCUAGCUUCAUUCGCCAGCUUAAUACCUACCGUUUCAGGAAGAUUGAUUCAGACAGAUGGGAAUUUGCAAAUGAGGGAUUUCAGAAAGGGAAGAAGCAUUUGCUGAUAAAUAUAAAGAGGAGAAAGCAGCAGUAUACUCAUCAAGGAUCAGGAUCAGCACAAUCAUGGCUUGGUUCUUGCAAUAAGGAUGGGAUUGAGGCUGAAUUAGAGAAGCUGAAAAAGGAUCAAAACACAUUGAAAAUGGAAGUCCAGAGUCUAAAACAACAACAAGAGAGCACAGAAAGCUACUUAGCUACUGUUAAAGAGAGGUUACAGAAUAGUGAGACUAGGCAAAAGUAUAUGGUUAUCUUUAUGGCAAAAGCAUUCAAGAAUCCUCUCUUUGUUCAACAUUUGAUUGAGAAGAUUAAACAGAGGAAGACUUUAGACAAUGGUACUGUUACAAAAAAGAGGAGAUUGGCUAAUACUCAAUGUGAUGGACAGAGUCUUCAAGUUCAAGAGGAAUUCACAACAAUUAAGCCUGAAAUACAAACACUGUUCUCCUCUGAUGAAUCAAACAGUCCUGCGGACGAACAGAAAAGGAAUAGCCAAGACAUGUCAUCUGAGAAUUAUAUAUUGUGGGAGAAGCUAAUGGAAGAUGAUAUGAUAUAUGAGAAUGGAGCAGAAAAUGAUAAACAUCACAGUGAUAUUGUUCUUGAACUCGAGGAUUUGAUUGCAAGUUAGAGAGUUUGUUGAGCAAGUUAGCUGUCCUGGUUCAGCACUAAAAGAUAAUUGGUAUAGCUCUGCUUUCAUUGUUGUUGCAUUUUUUGUUCUGGCUUUUCGAUAAUGCUGUGACUGUUUUUCUUGGGUCGAGGAUAUAUCAGAAACAAUAUCUCUACCUUUACAAGGCUAGAGGAGGGCAAAUAAGGAAGCAGCUUUUUUGAAGAGAUGUUUAAUUCUCUUUCAACUGCACAGGAGCCAAAAUCAAGAAAGUGGGAUGGUGUUUAGAUUAUGUGUUUAUUGUCAGUCUUUAUCAGUUAGUGACUAACAAUGUACAAAGUUUAUAUAGCAAAAAUAGAAGAUGCAAACAUUAAGGUGGUUUUUGUUGUUCUUAGGUGGUUGUUUAGUAGGUGCACAGGAGAUGUAGGCUUGUUAACCAUAUUGCUCUGUUCUACUCUGCUUUUAACAUUAAUGCUGUUUCUCAGCUUUGAUGUUUAAAAUGGUUGCCUCAUGAAUCCGAAUGAAAAGGGUUGGUCUCUAAGCAGUGGCGGAGUUAGGUGGGCGGAAGGGGUUAAGCUGAGUCUCUUUUGUCAAAAAUUACAUUGUGUAUCAUAUAUAUUAGAUGUUAAAUUUCCUUA